UCGAGAUCCAAAUGCAUUCUUAUCUCUCUCUCACUCUCUCAACGCCUCCGUCGUUUCGGCGUGGAUCGAAGCGGAAUGGUCGGCCUCCUUAGCUCAAAUCUCGUGUUUUCUUUUUGACCUUCGGGUUGCUUUCAUUGUGCGAUCCGUGAUUCGUGAUUCAGAUAUUUCACAGCUGGCUUGCGAAGUCGAAAUUUUCUUCCUGAUGAUCUGGUUUGUGAUUUGGUGGAGCAUCCGGAAUCCAGGGUAUGCUGCUUUUGCGUCUCAGGUGCAAUGAACCAACACAGCGCACUCGGUUGAUGUUCAUGCACUUAAGUCCUUUUUUGUUAGUUUCUUGUCCCGUUGAUUUUUGAAUUCUUGGAUUUGUUGGAGGAAGGAGAUUAAAGGAAAGCUCUAAAAGGUGGAUUUGAGGCAUCAAGGAGUGAUUGUGUCGCUAAGAAUCAAUGCUGAAUGUUGAAGGUGGUGGAAUGGAGCAGAAUCGGCACGAAGAUUGUUCUCAACCCUGUUCAAAUUUGUGCCCUAAUCAUAGUUCACAGUGUGAUUCUUCCUCUCAAAGUGGCGAGGAAAAGGGAGGAGGGCCAGGUCAGACUUCACAGGCAAUUCACAUGGGUGGGGCAGUGGAUUCUCCUGAUCUUAUCGUUGUGAUCACUCAGCCAGAGGAGGUUCCACUCCCCGGCAUGAGCAUCUCCCAGAGUAAAGCUUCAGAAGGCGACGAGAAAAUCGGUAUGAUGGCUGCUACAUCUGCGGUUACUUCUCUGAAGGUUUUCUUGCCGAGGAGUGAGAGUUACAAGGAUCAGUGCAGAGUUUGUCAACAGCAAACAGAAGAACCACUGAUUGAUCUUGGGUGCAGAUGUCGAGGUGAGCUUGCAAAAGCACACAGCUCUUGCAUACAAAUUUGGUUCCGUACUAAAGGCUCAAAUCAAUGCGAGAUAUGCCAGCAGGUGGCAGCAAAUGUGCCAUUUCCAGAGCCCCAGUCAAGUACAAGUUACUGGAUUUGGAGGGUAAAUUCAGGUCACAACAGGGGGCAACAAGAAAAUGAAAGAGGAUGGUUGAACCCACUUUGGGUUGCAUUUGCCAUUAUAAUUGGAGGACUUAUGUUGGAUGUACUAAUAUCAGUUUCUCUUGGAAUUUCUUCACGUCCGGUGAACAUCAUAACUGGUGUUCUCAUCCUGCUGGGAAUGGCUGCUGCUCUGCGGCUUUCGCUGGAAUGCUGUCGAGAGUUGGGUCAAACAAGAAAUACUCAGGCACAAGUGACUUUUAAUCUUGGGUAUCAUCCUGCGAUAUAGCUCUUGUCGUGAAUAACACAGAGAGUAGAGCUUUUGCCUUUUAUAUUUUUCUGGUGUCAUAUAAACUGCUGACUUCACAGGUGAUUGGGUCAGUGUCAAUUAUCUGCUUCUUAAAUAUGCUGCAUAGUGUUUACUUGUCAUUUGAAGUUUCUUGAGAUUUAUGUGCUAUUUAUGCUUACACUCUGCUCUUGUUGUAUGUAAUUGUACUACUAGCUUUGAUUUUUUUAGAUGGAAUGGUUACCUUGAUUUUGGCU
Molecule: messenger RNA, 1537 nt
Organism: Musa acuminata subsp. malaccensis (wild Malaysian banana)
Lineage: Eukaryota; Viridiplantae; Streptophyta; Magnoliopsida; Zingiberales; Musaceae
Source: RefSeq, a predicted model, not a curated record